Molecule: messenger RNA, 7679 nt
Organism: Choloepus didactylus (southern two-toed sloth)
Lineage: Eukaryota; Metazoa; Chordata; Mammalia; Pilosa; Megalonychidae
Gene: NOC3L
Product: NOC3 like DNA replication regulator
Exons: 21
Coding region: 110-2512 (800 amino acids)
Biological process (GO): DNA replication initiation
Cellular component (GO): nucleolus
Molecular function (GO): chromatin binding
Source: RefSeq, a predicted model, not a curated record
GGCACCUUCCGGUUUCCGAAGUAUUGCCGCUUUGACACGUGUGAAGGGAAUUGCUAGAUUCUUUACUCCUGGUGAAACUUUUGGGCUGCUAUUCUCUUCAGACCUAAGGAUGAAGGCGAGGAGAAAUAAAAAACAGGUCCCAAGCUUUCGGAAGUUGCUAAAAACGAGUAAAGUCAAACUUGAAAACAAGCUAAAAAAUAAGCAAUUUAAACAACAAAGCACUCUCAAGAAGUAUCGGAAAGAACAGAGGAAACUAAGGCAAGCUGUAAAAGAUGCUGUCUCUAAGAAACCCAUGCCAUUGGAAGACCCAGAGGAAAAACGACCAGGUAAAAGGAUCAAGAGGGAAGAGGAAGAAGAAGAGGAAGCCCUACCUUUAGAUAUGAUGGAUGAAGAUGACUUACAGUUAAUGAAGGAGUUAGGACAAAGAGCAUCUUUUCUAACAAGAGAUCUUUCUACUAGUGAAACUGUUCAUGCCAAGAAACGAAAGCAUGAGACCAUUAUAGAUAAAUAUGAGAAAAUACCAAGAAGUAUGCAAACUGCACCAGAGAAAGAACUGAUUCACUUGCUUCCUAUCAAAGAUAAAAGUGGUAUAAUCCCACAGACCAGGGAGAAGCCAGUUAUUGACAGUAACAAAGAUGAAGAAGAUCAAGAAGAAGAGAUGGAUCAAGAGGAAGAUAUCAUUGAAGAUCCCAUUCGAGAGCUGACCGUAGAGGAACAUUUAAUUGAGAGGAAGAAGAAACUUCAGGAGAAGAAAAAGCAUAUUGCAGCCUUGGCAUCUGCCAUAUUAUCAGAUCCAGAGAGUAAUAUUAAAAAAUUGAAAGAAUUACGUUCCAUGUUGAUGGAACAGGAUCCUGAUGUGGCUGUUACUGUUCGAAAGCUGGUGAUAGUUUCUCUGAUGGAAUUAUUUAAAGACAUCACUCCUUCAUAUAAAAUCCGACCCUUAACAGAAGCAGAAAAAUCUACCAAGACCCGCAAAGAAACCCAGAAAUUAAGAGAAUUUGAAGAAGGCCUGGUUAGCCAGUACAAAUUUUAUUUGGAAAAUCUGGAGCAAAUGGUUAAAGACUGGAAACAAAGGAAGCGGAAGAAAAGUAAUAUAGUUUCCUUAAAGGCAUAUAAAGGACUGGCAGAAGUGGCUGUGAAGAGCCUGUGUGAGCUGUUGGUGGCACUGCCUCAUUUUAACUUUCACAACAACAUCAUUGUGUUGAUUGUCCCUCUCAUGAAUGACGUGUCAAAAUCGAUAUCUGAAAUGUGUUGUGAGGCAGUGAAGAAGCUCUUUAAACAAGAUAGAUUAGGCCAGCCUUCUCUUGGUGUAAUUAAAGUAAUUUCUGGUUUUGUGAAGGGCAGAAAUUAUGAAGUUAGGCCUGAGAUGUUAAAGACAUUCUUGUGCCUAAGAAUCAAGGAAAUUGAAGUGAAAAAGGACACAGAGGACAUUAAUAAACCAAAAAAGUUUAUGACUUUCAAGGAAAAGAGAAAAACUCUAUCAAGAAUGCAAAGAAAGUGGAAGAAAGCAGAAGAGAAACUGGAGCGAGAGCUUCGGGAGGCAGAAGCUUCAGAGAGUACAGAGAAAAAACUUAAACUGCACACAGAAACUCUGAAUAUUGUGUUUGUAACCUACUUCAGAAUAUUGAAGAAGGCUCAGAGGUCACCUCUUCUGCCUGCAGUUCUAGAAGGUCUUGCCAGGUUUGCUCACCUUAUAAAUGUGGAAUUUUUUGAUGAUUUAUUAAGAGUUCUACAUACUCUCACUGAGUCUGGUGACCUAAGCUACCGAGAAAGUCUCCACUGCGUCCAGACUGCUUUUCAUAUUCUUUCUGGCCAGGGUGAUGUUCUGAAUAUUGACCCAAUGAAAUUCUAUACACACCUCUACAAAACACUGUUCAAGUUACAUGCAGGUGCUACCAAUGAAGGUGUUGAAAUUGUGCUCCAGUGCCUUGACGUCAUGCUCGCUAAGCGCAGGAAGCAGGUUUCUCAGCAGCGUGCCCUUGCCUUCAUCAAGCGCCUCACCACCCUUGCUCUUCACGUUCUUCCAAAUUCGAGCAUUGGCAUCUUAGCAACUAACAGAAUAUUGAUGCAUACAUUCCCCAAAACAGAUCUGUUGCUUGACAAUGAAUCUCAGGGCAGUGGGGUUUUCCUCCCUGAGCUGGAUGAACCCGAGUACUGUAAUGCACAGAACACUGCUCUUUGGGAAUUGCAUGCACUGAGGAGACAUUACCAUCCUGUAGUGCAGAGAUUUGCAGCUCAUCUGCUUGCUGGAGCACCUUCUGAAGGCUCUGAAGCUCUUAAACCAGAGUUAAGCAGAAGAACUGCUGCUGAACUUUUUGAGACCUACAGCAUGGCAGCAAUGACUUUCAAUCCUCCUGUUGAAUCUUCGAGUUCCAAAAGGAAAGAUAAAGUUUUAGAAGGGGAUUCGUUUUUGAGUGAAGAUUUAAAUCAAUUAAUCAGAAGACAUUGCAAUGAAGUUGCUACCCAUUUGCCUCUGGAUUUUGCCAAAUAUUUUGAGACAUCACUACGGUAGUGGAAGAAUGGAGUCCAUGGAUUUUUCUUAUCAAUUGGUGCCUGUGCAGAUACAUAUAAAGAUAUGUCAACUUAGAAGCUUUCUUCUUAUACAAAGCAGUCUUCCUAACAACAAUUACUAGAGGAGAGUUAUCCUUUGCAUGGCAUGAGAUGCUGCCUCAAUUCUGAAAAUGUCCUUUCAUUAAGAAAGGAGAAUCAAAGCCUAUUUUUCCCUCAAAUAUUUGGAAAUUUCUUUCCUAACGAUACUGUCUUUUAAAAACUGUAUAUACGAAGUUAAAUAUAUAUUUUACUUUGGGGCUGAAUCUUGUUGAAAUGCAGUUGGGUUAAAAUUAGGACAUAGAGCACAGAAAAAUCAAGACCAAGAAUGCCUUUUACCUUUCAGCUACUCUUCAUAGCCAAAUAAAUCUUUUAUUUUUAUUGCAACAUCAUUAAUGGAGUUGAGAAACAUUUUAAACUUGAAUGAAUACGUUUUUAUGAAGAUUUUGGAGAAAAGAGAAAAUAGCUUGAAACUGGAUGCCAAGUUCAUUGGUUCUUGUUGGAUGAAACACUUCAUGAAGUAACCUAGUUUGGCCUUUUUUUUAAAGAACAAGUGUUCAUUAUGGCUACUUUCAAAGAAAGUUUGAAUGUGAUUCUAGUCUCUUUGAAAUUUGUUGCAGUUUCUGACAUGUUCUGGAGUAUUAUGCUGAAGAAUUACUCCAGGGCAGAAACACAAAGUCUAUGAUGUUCACCAUUCUGUUUUAGGGAGAAAAAAUAGCCAGUGAAGGGCUUUCCUUACCCUUUCCUUCUUUCUUUCACAGGUAAAAUGCCUAUUAUUAUGAAUAUAAUUAUCAAGGAGCAUUUUAUAAAAAAGGUGUUCCCAUAUUCUAGGAGUGGCCUAUGAAAUAACUGUUUUGAUAACUUGGUUAUAAAUAGUCUUACUGUAAAUAGUUGAAUAAAACAGCUGUUUUCUCUGCUUCCUAUUCUUACAAUGUGAGAGUUUUUAAAAAAAUUCACAGCAUCCAACUAAAUAGAUCUUUUAUUACAUUAGAACUAUAGAUUCCAGUUAUUUUAGUCUGGAGCUUAGAGCUCUUUUUUCUCAUGAAGUUAAAUGAAAAUAGAAAGUCCCUUUACCAUUCCAGCAGAAUUGGGGAUAUCAGCUUAACUGCACAUUAAUUUUCAGUGUAUUCUUUUAUGUGAUUUAAAAUGUGUUUCUGAGGUCAAUUUAUUUUAGGCUUCAUUAUUUGUUUAAUAAUGAGAAAAGUAUGAUUCAAUAUAUAAAUAUUUGCUUUUAACACAACUCUGAAGAUCAUAGCUCGGAUAUACAACCAAUUCCAGGAGUAGAUAGUUGUGUGGAUGACCAUAUUGUCUGUCUCCACUGGCACAAAUGAUCAGUAUCUCUCACAAAUCAUUUAUUUUCCACAUGUAUACAAAUGCAUUUAUUCUUCAGUUUGGCAGCAACUAGUUCAGGGGAAAUAGUUUUAAACUAGAAAUUCAUCAGGUGUUUCAGGCUUGUAUUAUGCUUUUAACUUUCUAGCUAUGCAUAUAGAGAAUCACAGUGGUACCACAGAAUUCUAUAUCUGGUAUUAAUUUGAAUGUCCUGUAUGAAUUUGAGAAUGAAAUAUAUUUGCAUGUUAAUUUAUGUAACCUUAUAAUACUGGUUUUUUUUUUUUUUUGGCAGUAAAAACAAAUUUAUGAUAAUCAUAAUAGUACUUUAAAGGUUUAAACGUUCUUAGUAAUCUGUGAAUCUGAGGGUGAGCUUAGAGAAAUACUAACCAAAGGUAACAGCCAAGGUUUUGUGUUAAAGAGUGUCAGUUUGCCAUGACUGCUAUGAUAAAAACCACACAAUGGGUUGUCUUAAACAAGUAUUUACUACCUCACUGUUUCAGAGGCUGAGUAGAAGUCCAAAAUCAAGGCAUUGGCAAGGCUGUGCUUUCUCCCUGACAUCUGUGACAUUCUAGUGCUGGCGUGCCACAAUUCUUAGCGUUCCUUGGUUUGCAUUUCUGCCUCCUGUCACAUGGUGAUCUCUCUCUUGGGUCUGCUUUUCUGGUUUCUGUUGUUUUCCAGCUUCCGACUCCUUCCCUAUAAGCCUCCAGUAACACAGAUUAAGGCUCACCCUGAUUCAGUUGGGCCAUACCUAAAUUGGAUUUUAGAAGAGCCUAAAUUCACAAAUGAUCUACACCUUAAUUGAUAAUUCUUCAAAGGGUCCCACUUACAAAUGAGUUUGCAACCACAGGAACACAGAUUAAGAUGUCUUUGUAUAAUAUUGAUUUUAUUUUCAGAAGUAAACAUUGUAGUCAUUGAUGGUACACACACAACCCAAGGCUAUACUAAACUACAGCCUUAAUUUUUCUAACUAAACAAAUACCGAGCACCUACUCUAUGUGCUUAGCACUGUGCUAGGCAUUUAAAAGUGGGGUGGGGUAACGAGUGUAAGACAUAGCCGCAGUCUUCAUGAGCUGAUCAUUCCCACAAAACUUUAAGAAAAUGCAAACCAUUAUGCAUCUCUCUUAGGAAGAGUUGUUUCGAAGUUCAGGCUUGAGCAUAAUGUAUUACAGAUCCAAGAAAUGUAAGAGAAUAACCUGGUAAUCAUGGAGGUUCGGUGUGUAUUUCAAAGGUAUUCAUUUCAGGUGUUCCCAUAUCAAAAUUCUUAGCCAUCAGCCACAAAUUGCUUUUAGGAAGUUUAUACAUAGAGAUAAUGGCAGAGAAUACAUAAAUUAUUUACAAUGCACUCUAUGAUGGAAAUGUGUUCAAGUAUGAACUUUGUGGAAGAGGCAAUCUCACUUCUCUCUAGUAACUUGGGGGCCAGGUUUUCACGUCUUCUGGCUUUGCUGCUGAUGCGAGACAAGCACCUGCAAAGGGGUCAGAGGCAGCCAUCCAGAGAGUACUUUCCCUACAGGCUGCCUCAUUCUGCCAAGUGUAAGAUCAAGGAAAAUUCUACUCUUCUCUAUGGGCUUGGGAGGACAGUGGUGGAGCUCUGCAUUUACCCUUCAGAAUUAAGCAAGGACUGGGUGUGUCAAGGUAGAGAAAGAGGUCUACAGAGAUAAUGGGAGGGGAGAGAAUAGAGAGAAGGGAAGAUGUGGUUACAAAAAAGAAACUGGCAUCUAUAGUGGCAGAGACCCACCAUUCUCAUUAACGAGCCUCCUGUGUCUACAACCUUCAAGAUGAUGGGAGGCAUUUGUAUAAACGUUUGAUUAAAACCAAGGCACUUGUAGCUCUUGUUGAAUCUAAACUCCAUAUUUACCCGCAAUUGGAAACUAUAUAACUUUCAUUUGCCAAGGAUGAUACAUGCAAAGAGGCUCUACAUCUUGCAAAGCAACCAAUUCCAAAUGAACAGGUGACGGAGAAGAAGUUAUAUAAUUUAUUACUUCCAGUGUCACGCAUCAUAUUGGAUUCUUACUUGCCAGCUAUAGAUAUUUUUAAAAGUUGGCAACACCUAACAGAAUGACCAAAUUCAUGCUCCUUUCUUUUUGCUCUGAGUGAUGCUUCUUAAAAUGUAUUUCCUUGCAAUCUUGUAGUAAAGCCAGCUUGCAUAUUUAAAUUCUUUCCCAUGGCGACUUUACUAGCUACUCAGAUUUCUAGUAGCCUGAAAAGUGAAAUAGCUUGUGGCUAUUUUAGAUGCAUUCUAAAUAACAGGAUAGUUUAUUUUAUUUGCUAUACUAGUAUAGUUGUAUAAUUCAGAAAGCAUUACAUUAAGUAAAAAUCUCAUAUUUUUGGCGAACACUAGGUUGUGUGAAUCAAUUGUAGUGAGAGACUAGACCCUUCACAUUUUUGAAUGAUGUUCUUCCUAAAAUUCCAAAGACUCAAAUAGACUGAGUAUGUACUUCCACCUCAAAAUGUGAUGAAAAACCAGGUUGGGUUGUGAAUGGCAAUUUGCUGUGUUCACUCACUUCCUAAACUACCUAGUUUCACAUUCUCUCUCACUGUAAGUUUCAGAUUUGUGCUGCAGCUAAAGCAACAACUAUGUUAAAAGCCUUUGGGGCAGAGAGGGGAGCUAUGAAGAGUCAAAGCCGAAUGAUAAACCAAGAGAUCAGUCUUGCUUUUCAUCUUCUUGUAACUCAGCUUUCAAUACACAGUAAGCCAAACUAGGGGGAUAAAUGAAUAUUAGUGUAUACAGGCAUGAUAAAGUGUUUCCAGAAUAUAUUUUUAACUGGGGCCGCACUGUGCAUUUGUUAUAGACUGAUUAUUUGAUAUGAAAAAGAAACCUGUAGUACUGUAGCGCUGUACAAACUAUAUCGAUAUGGAAUGGCCUGAAUUCUUUCGAUAAGCAAAGGGUGGUUCUUUUAACGUGAGGCUUUGAGUCAGCAAGAACUUUCAGUAAUAAAAACUGUUUUAUGCAUUUUAACACUUGUUUUUAGAAUAUGGAAGGAACAUGGGGGUCGAUUUAUUUGUUUUUAUAAUUGGUAAAAAAAAAAGUGACACUUAGAGAAUUUUUAGUGUUCUAUAAUUUGAAGAAAAAAAUGUCUUAAAUUUAAUGAUGUCAAUGGAAAGAUAAAGUUUGGAUUUUACUUUAUAGGAACACAGAUACUUCAUUUUAAAAAGCCAUAAUUUUCUACAUGCCAAGAAUAAGAAGACUCUUUUAAAGUUAAGUGACAGUUUUAUACAGCAAGGUUUUAAAAUUAAUUUACAUUAAAUAGUGAAGUAUGACUUGGAUCAAUAGCUCUUCAGUUAAUCAGAAAGGAAGUUGAAGCUUUUUUACAUAAAAUUCUGGCCCAUUUCAAAUGUUCAGAGGAUACAUUUUCUUUUUAGGAGAUUUGUCUUCAAAUUGUGAGCUACAACCAUUUAUGCUUCUAAUCUAUUAGUGAUAACAAGAAAGCUAUGUAUAAUAAAUAUAUAAGUACAGUGUCAAUACAAACCUUGCUUCAAUAAAAUAAAUAAAUUUAAACACAAACUCAAUCUACUUUUGCUUUUAAAAAAUGGUUAAGUUCCUCGUUAAUAUGUCACAACUCAGUAGAUAUAAAAUUAUACAUCAUUCUAAAUUCAUGUUGUGAAAAUUAAAAGCUGAAUGAUCUGUGAAUAUGUAAGCAAUAAACUUUAAAAAAAACCAGUCUACAUGUAAAAAGAAAUCUUAAGAGUGCACUGUGGUACACAAUAUAGGAGCUAAAUUUAAUUUCACUUUAAUGAGUCUUAUGUUAUAGGACAUAUAUACACUUGCAAUGCCCCAAAACUUCCUAUUCUUAGCCACAAAAUUA